Molecule: messenger RNA, 780 nt
Organism: Oldenlandia corymbosa var. corymbosa
Lineage: Eukaryota; Viridiplantae; Streptophyta; Magnoliopsida; Gentianales; Rubiaceae
Source: the annotation of a GenBank genome assembly
AUGCGCCAUCAUCACCUGCUAUUCUCAACGAUCACCACCGUCAUGUCUCCUUCUUCUUCUUCCUCCUCCACCUCCACCUCCAACUCCGCCGCUGGCGGCGGCGUAAUCCAUUCAAAACCCCUAAAAAAACCCAGUAAUUCAAGCUCCUUCAAUCCCCAUACUUGCCCGGUGGCCAACUCCCUCUGCAAACACCCGCCGUCCGCCACCCUUGACCUCCUCAUACUCAUCCUCGUCCUCUUCGCCGGAACUUUCCUAGUCUUGUCCUACUUUUCCUACAUAUCCCAAACCAUGUCUCUCCUCCUCCCUUCAUUCUCCUUCUCCUUAGUUCUUUCCCUUGUCUAUACUCAUAUCCAAUCCCAGCCCAUUUUCUAUACAUCCUUGGUUCUUUCCCUUCUGUCUGUGCUGGUUUUUUUUGAGAUCUGUUGCGGGCCCAGAUCAAGAAAGUGCGGGAAAAUUAAUUGUAAAGGGUUGAAGAAGGCGAUGGAGUUUGAUUUGCAGUUGCAGGGGGAGGAUUGUUUGAAAUCGGGGAAAGGUAAUAAUAAUAAUAAGGCUGUCAAGGAGAUUGAUGAGUUGCCGUGGAAAGGUGGGACUGAGUUUAACCCGGAUUACGAAUGCUUGAGGGCCGAAUUGAGGAAAAUGGCGCCGCCUAAUGGACGGGCGGUGUUGCUUUUCAGGGCUAAGUGUGGAUGUCCGAUUGCUAAAUUGGAAGGCUGGGGCCCUAAACGUGGCCGCCGGCCUAAGAAGAGCCUGGCUCUUUACGGUGCUGGAGACCAUCGCUGA